Messenger RNA from Globicephala melas (long-finned pilot whale), 460 nucleotides. RefSeq names its product TINCR ubiquitin domain containing (gene TINCR). Gene Ontology annotation, molecular function: protein binding. The record is from RefSeq and is a predicted model, not a curated record. Lineage: Eukaryota; Metazoa; Chordata; Mammalia; Artiodactyla; Delphinidae.
GCGGAGGGCGCGCGGGGCCCGGGCCGGGUCCGCGGGCCCGGGCCGGGUCCGAGUGCCCGGCGGGGACCAUGGAGGGGCUGCGGCGGGGCCUGUCGCGCUGGAAGCGCUACCACAUCCAGGUGCACCUAGCGGACGAGGCGCUGCUGCUGCCGCUCACGGUGCGGCCGCGGGACACGCUCAGCGACCUGCGCGCCCAGCUCGUGGGCCAGGGCGUGAGCUCCUGGAAGCGCACCUUCUACUACAACGCGCGGCGGCUGGACGACCACCAGACAGUGCGCGACGUGCGCCUGCAGGACGGCUCGGUGCUGCUGCUCGUCAGCGACCCCAGGUAAUCUGUGUUGGAGGAUGCGGAGCCAUGACCGAGGGGACCAGAGGUGCUGGCUGAAGAAGCAGGCUGGGGGUGGUGGGGGACAUCUCCCGGGAGCCUUGACCUCACUCUGGGUUCUGGGCUUCCAGCAUA